UUGAGAAAGGGAGAGAGUGAGAGAGUGAGAGAGAGAGAGAGAGAGAAAGGGAGAGAGAGAAAGAGAAAGACAUCCGAGAAUCUAAGAAUCCCCACCAGCGCUGGACACAGCCACCAUGAGAUCCAAAGGGAGGGCUCGCAAACUGGCCACAAGUGAUGAUGGGCUGUAUGAUGGGUACUCUGCGGUUGCACCAGUAGAGGAGCUGAAUGCUGAUGAUGAGAUAGGUCCUCUAUCCCUCAGUGCACAUGAUCUUUCCUCACCUGCCACAUCAAAUGAAGACUUCACACCAAAGGAUGGCUCCCCCUACAAAGCUCCCAUAUAUAUUCCUGAUGAUAUUCCCAUUCCACCAGACUUUGAACUCCGUGAGUCAAGCAUUCUAGGUGCCGGAUUAGGAAUAUGGACUAAAAGAAAGCUCGAAGCAGGUGAAAGACUCGGCCCUUUUGUUGGAGAAGAGCUAUCGAGCUUGAAGGAUCCUUCUCAUGGCUGGGAAGUCUUGGACGAGUUAGGCAAUGUAAAGUUCUGCAUCGAUGCCAGUCAGCCUGAUAUAGGGAGCUGGCUCAAAUACAUCAGGUUUGGACGGAGCUAUGAACACAACCUAGUUGCAUGCCAGAUAAAUGAUCAGAUUUUUUACAGAAUUAUACGAGACAUUAGCCCUGGGGAGGAACUCUUAGUGUUGAUGAAGAGCGAAGGCUACUCGCAAGAAACAAUGGCUCCAGAGAUACAUGAGGAGCGUGAGUAUCGGUGUGUUGAGUGCAAUAAACUCUUCGAAUGCAAGGCUGAGCUGCUGGACCACCAGAAGUUUACCUGCAACAAUUCUCCCACCGCAUUUUCUAUGGUAAAUGAAGACUUCAAACCAAAGCUGAACGGUGAAGAUGAGCUUCAUGAGUGUAAAGAGUGCGAUGGUGUAUAUCCAGAUGCUCAAAGCUUGGACAGACAUCUGCUGACUCACACAGAGGAGCGAGAGUACAAGUGUGACCAGUGCCCUAAAGCCUUCAACUGGAAGUCAAAUCUUAUUCGUCACCAGAUGUCACACGACAGCGGCAAGCACUAUGAGUGUGAAAACUGCGCCAAGCAGGUUUUUACGGACCCCAGCAAUCUACAGAGACACAUUCGUUCUCAGCAUGUCGGUGCCCGGGCCCAUGCCUGUCCAGAAUGUGGAAAGACAUUCGCUACUUCCUCAGGUCUCAAGCAACACAAGCACAUCCACAGCAGUGUCAAGCCAUUCAUCUGUGAGGUUUGUCGCAAAUCAUACACACAGUUUUCUAAUCUAUGUCGCCAUAAAAGGAUGCAUGCUGACUGCAGAACGCAAAUCAAAUGCAAGGACUGCGGUCAGAUGUUCAGCACGACCUCAUCAUUAAACAAGCAUAGACGAUUCUGUGAGGGCAAGAAUCAUUUCACCACGGGGGGAUUAUUUGGUCAAGGCAUUACCCUUGCAAAUGCUCCAGCUCUGGAUAAAUCCGGUUUGGUUAACAUGAAUCAUAGCAAUCCUGGUCUUGCUGACUAUUUUGGUGCAAAUAGGCACCCAGCUGGACUAACCUUUCCAGCAACCCCUGGCUUUCCAUUUAACUUUCCAGGUCUGUUUCCCUCAGGGCUUUACCACAGACCACAAUUGAUACCUGCUAGCUCACCAGUAAAAGCACUAUCAAGCACUGAACAGAACACCAAACACCAAAGCCAAUUGUUCACAUCAUCCCAGAUGCUACCGACCACACCGGACAUUUUGAAAGCCGUAAAUCGACAGUCAUCCUCAGAUGACGUUCGGCCAGUUGAGGUUCCACCUGAGAAAUCAUCUGAGGAGAAGCCACAAGGUAAAAACAGUGACCAGUCGGAAAGCAGUGACCUCGAUGAUGUCAGCACACCCAGUGGCAGUGACCUGGAGACAACAUCUGGAUCUGAUCUGGAAAGUGACGUUGAAAGUGACAAAGAGAAAAAUAAAGAAAAUGGCAAAACUGCAGGUGACAAAGUAAAUAGCCCUCAGAAAUCAGUCCCUAUAAAUAACAAUAAGAAAGAUUUUUCCAACCACUCACUCUUUUCCCCUCCACUGGAUGAACAGAUUGCUGUGACAGGAGCUGUUAAUGAUUCGAUUAAGGCCAUCGCUUCUAUUGCAGAGAAAUACUUUGGUUCUACUGGACUUGUUGGCAUGCAAGACAAAAAAGUAGGGCCAUUGCCAUACCCUUCCAUGUUUCCUUUUCAAUUUUUCCCUGCAUUUUCUCAACCAAUGUAUCCAUUCCCAGAUAGAGACUUAAAUGCUGUACCUUUAAAAAUAGAGCCACAAUCACCAAGUGAGCUGAAGAAGCUACGGAGUGGAAAUCCUGAGUCACCAUUCGACCUCACCACCAAGCGCAAAGAAGACAAACCAAUGCCAGCUGUGACCUUAAAGCCACUGACUUCCCAUUAUUCCAGUGAAGAGCAACCAUUGGAUUUAAGCAUGAGCAGCAGAAGCCGAGCCAGUGGAAGCACCCAGGUAGAACCACGGAAAAACCAUGUGUUUGGGGAAAGGAGGGACCCCUGUGUUGAGCAAGCCAAAAGCUCAGACCAUUCCCUGCAGCAUGCCAAACCAACCCCUUUCUUCAUGGAUCCUAUUUACAGUAGAGUGGAAAAAAGGAAACUUUCUGACCCAGUUGAAGCACUAAAGGAGAAGUACAUGAAGCCUGCUCCAGGUUUCUUAUUCCAUCCACAGUUCCGCUUGCCUGAUCAGAGAAUUUGGAUGUCAGCGAUUGAGAACAUGGCAGAGAAGCUGGAAGGUUUCAGUUCACUGAAGCCAGAGGCCAAUGACCUCCUACGGUCUGUCCCUUCAAUGUUUGAUUUUAGGGCUCCCCCUUCCGUCAUUCCUGAAAGCCUACUGCGAAAGGGGAAGGAGCGGUAUACCUGCAGAUACUGCGGUAAGAUUUUCCCAAGAUCUGCAAACCUGACCCGGCAUCUUCGGACACACACUGGAGAGCAACCUUACAGGUGUAAAUACUGUGAUCGCUCAUUCAGUAUCUCUUCCAAUCUGCAACGGCAUGUUCGCAACAUUCACAAUAAGGAAAAGCCAUUCAAGUGUCACCUGUGUGACAGGUGCUUUGGUCAACAGACCAAUCUGGACAGACAUCUGAAAAAACAUGAGAAUGGAAACAUGUCAGGUACUGCAACAUCUUCACCUCAUUCAGAAAUAGAUAGCAGCAGUGCCAUUCUGGAUGACAAGGAAGAUUCCUACUUUACAGAAAUCCGGAAUUUCAUCGGAAACAGCAACUACACUGAACGUUCCCCAGGGAACUUGGAGGAGAGAAUCAAUGGAAGACACAGUGAGGAGGAGAAAGCCCCUGUGACGAGUCAGAAAACUCAUGAACUGGAUGAUGAUGAUGAAGAGGAAGAUGUGGAACUAGAAGAAGAGGAAGAGGAAGGAGGAUGUAACAUGUUGAGAAAGCCGGUCAAUGAUCCGAUUGCUUUUAAACUGGAUGGCGGAAACCAAGAUGGAAUUGAAUAUGAUGAGCUGAGGAAGCCGGAGCAGAACAGCAAGGACUCUCCCAGCAGUUAUAAGCAAGAGGAUAUGAGACUUCAAACCAAGAGUAGCCUUUCCGCCCUGGAACACAUCCGGCACUUCACAGACAGCCUCAACACAAGGAAAGCCGAGGGGAAUCAGUUCAGUGAGGCUGAUCUGACCACGUACAGCACUACCCACCUGUCUGAAGAUCUGAAGCAGCCUUUAUACAGGAAAUCCAAGUCACAGGCAUAUGCCAUGAUGCUCUCUUUGUCCGACAAGGAAUCUAUCCAUUCCGCAUCUCACAAUGCCCCCAACAUGUGGCACAGCAUGCCAAGAGCAGCGACGGAGCCAAGCACCCUCCAGUCUAUGAGCCAUGUAUGACACUUUGCAAUAACCGGAUGGGACCAAGUCCAGCGUCAUACAUAGCAUGGCAUUUUCUGUUCCUUUUUAUUUUUACCCUUUCCUUUGUGUCUAUUUAUAGAGAGAGACUCCUGAGCAGAACGCCUUAGAAAUCUGCUGGGUCACCCCAAUCGGAAUUUUGUGACCUUAAACUGACAGUUUUAAAAAAAAAAAUGAAAUUGUAUUUAUUCUCCUAGUAUUUUGUUUUGCACAGCGAAGGCAGCUGCGUUGUUGUGAGGAUCAAUGCGACACAAAGUAGUUCAACUAGGAGCUGGGAGCUCACGCCUCAGCGGCACAAGAGAGCGUCUUCCAUUGUACUCACUGGGAGAGGGUUUGACCAUUUUCAAUGUAUCCUAGCACUCGAUUUAUUGAAAACUAAAUCAUUUGUAUAAAAUUCAUUUAAUGGGGGAGGAGGGGAGAUUGGGUGACAUUGGCUCUUCCUGUACAAAUUGCUAUUUGCAUUAGUUUUGUGUUCUUUUAAGCACAAAUCAAUUAUUUUUUUUUGUUGUAUAAUUAAAGCAAUUCAAAGUUCACUUCGUAACAUACCGGUUCCUCACUGAAAACCAGCAAUCUGCUUCCACAAAUAAAUGUCCCCCCACCCAAAUUUUUCAAAUUAACUUUAAUUUUAGACAAUCAUUUUUUUAUAACUUUUUAUUAAAAGUGUGUGUAGCACUGUGCUAUUUAUUUGUCUGUUUAACAAUCUCGCACUGUUCAGUCUACACACAAACAUACACACGUACUCACAGGUGCUUUAUAUCACAGGUUGAGAUCUAUGAUUCCAAGUCUGGGUUAGGGAGGGAUGGGGUAGGAUGAGGAAGGGAGGGGAAGGCAAUGGAUAUACACGAGUGCCAAAUAGUGUUGUAAAAAAAACAAAAAAAAAUCAUUCGAUCUUAUGCGUUUUAAUGAAUCUGCCUAAUGAAUAGACUUUACUUAGUUUGUUUUGUUUAAUACAAUGAGCUGAUUCAAUUGUAUAAGCAGUUAUGAUUCCUUCAUUACAGCAUGAUUCUUCUAAUUAGACCUAUACCUAAUAUUUUAAGCUGUUUGUCUGCUUGUGUGGUGUUUUGUUCCAGUAAUCCUAUUCAGUGGCAGCAAUUAAGGUAUAAAUGUGCCAAACUUAUGUUUUAAAAAACAAAAAAAAAAUUAACAGAUUGUAUUUCUUUUAUUUCGCCAGUUGUGGCGGAGCAGAUUCGUCUUUUUUUUUGUUUAUAUCUGAUUUUGAAUAGCCAGCAAGUUGAGGUACUUUCUCUAAAUGCUUUGUACAAUGUAUCUGUUAUGCAUUUAAAUAAAAAUAUAAUGAGAGGAACAGCUA
This is a messenger RNA of Carcharodon carcharias (great white shark), 5171 nucleotides long. RefSeq names its product MDS1 and EVI1 complex locus (gene mecom). Gene Ontology annotation, biological process: regulation of transcription by RNA polymerase II. Gene Ontology annotation, cellular component: nucleus. The record is from RefSeq and is a predicted model, not a curated record. Lineage: Eukaryota; Metazoa; Chordata; Chondrichthyes; Lamniformes; Lamnidae. Gene Ontology annotation, molecular function: protein binding; RNA polymerase II cis-regulatory region sequence-specific DNA binding; DNA-binding transcription activator activity, RNA polymerase II-specific. The coding region runs from base 116 to 3844 and encodes 1242 amino acids. The transcript is spliced from 17 exons.